CGGCAUCCGAUUUCUCAUUGUCAACGCCAUGGCAGCCGGUCUUAGAACCGUCAUUCUUCUGUCUUUUGUCCUUGCUGUUGGAUUCCUAUUGAUCAUUCUCUCAUGUGCAUUAUGGCAGAACUGGCUCCCUCUGCUUGUCGCCCUCACCUUUGUCAUUGCUCCUCUGCCAAACGCACUCUUCGCGCACUGCGGAAACGAUGAAUUCACCACCAGCUACGACUCGGCGUCUGGUGCUGUAGAUUUGGGUCGCUUCAUCACUGCCAUGAUUGUCAUCACCGGCUUCGCCCUCCCCAUUGUCCUCACCCAUUCAGAAGUUAUCACGCCAGGAGCUUGUGCCAUGUCGAUAGCAGGAGGAGGGCUUGUCUAUGGAACCAUCCUGGCUUAUUCUGCUGCCUUCAGCCAAGAAGAUUCUGAAUACGAUUAAUUCCUCUCAGGCUGGAACCUGUUCACGACACCGCGUCCUCUGUUGUCUGAUUCUUCUGUUCGCUCUUGCCCAUUGUAUUCUAUUACUGUUCCUCGUAAACGGACUAUGUAAAUUCUCGGAAAUAUGAUAUCUAAUA
Messenger RNA from Coprinopsis cinerea okayama7#130, 560 nucleotides. RefSeq names its product vacuolar protein sorting 55 superfamily protein. Gene Ontology annotation, cellular component: endosome; Vps55/Vps68 complex. The transcript has 4 exons. Gene Ontology annotation, biological process: late endosome to vacuole transport via multivesicular body sorting pathway. The record is from RefSeq and is a predicted model, not a curated record. NCBI's taxonomy places the organism in Eukaryota, Fungi, Basidiomycota, Agaricomycetes, Agaricales, Psathyrellaceae. Bases 29 to 424 code for a protein of 131 amino acids.